UCACAAGCUCCCUUCAACCCCGCAUGACUGUACCAGUUCUCAAAACUAGUUAUGGACUUGACAACUUUUUGAAGCAUUAGCCUCAUCUUGUAUCUCUUAUGGUUGCAGAUUCAUAGGGACUUUUUAUUUUGCUUUUUAGAAAGACGGUGUUUAGAUCCGCUAAAUACGAAAAUCAUACCUGUUGGAGCUAGGACAAGGUGGAGGUGGCCCCAGGGAUGGGGAAGCUUGGGGUGAAGCUACGACCCAGCAGGACGACCUGCGCCAGGGUCGUCGAGGAGCCCGGGACGGUCCUGAAGGAGGUGGUCACGGACUCAGGACUCAAGACGCCACUUCUUCCUACUGCCCCUGCUUCAGGAGUACGCCAGCGGGUCAAAAAGGCGCAGCAGCAGCCCAGGUAUGUCCCUACUGACUGGGACGACUCUCUUCCCUACGGCGGCAAGGUCUUCCUGGCCAGACGGAAGCUGCCGGAUAGCUGGUUCUGCGUCGCCUUACAGGUACUGGUAAUAGCAGGAUCAGUGGGGCUGGUGUACUACGCAUGGUACCACGGUGACCACAUGCACUACCACAUCACCAAGGCGUAUGCUCACCUGGGUCACCGUGAGGCCCAGGCCACCGUCGGCCACAAGCUUCUCAAUGGUAAGGGGGUGGAGAUGAACCACACCGCAGCCAUGGAAUGGUUCAAGAAGGCUGCCGACCAGGGUCAUCCCGAGGCCUCGUACAACGUUGCUGUUGGUCACCUCCAGGGCCAUCAUAUCGGACUGCAGCCAGGUGAUGCGCACAAGCUGAUCAGACACGCCGCCUCCCACGGGGUGCCCCAGGCAGUGGAGGUACUGGAGAAGGUCUGCUCCACAGGCCAUUGUGACAUCUAACCUCGAAGUUCAUGCUGAAGGCAAUAAUUAGUGCCUGUAUGCUACCAUCCAGAAUUGCGUUUCUUUAAUUAUAAAUUAAGUUUUACUUAUAAUUGCCCAACACCUACCACCGAGAUUAAUCUUGAAUCCAAUUCCAGUGCUUCUUUCACUUUUUAAGUGGCAAAAGCAUUUGAUCAAUGUUUCAUUUCACCUGACACCUCUGUUCACCUAGCAGUAAAAUAGGUACCAAGGUAUUGGACAACUGUUGUAGUGUAUCCUAGGAAGGUCAGUGGUUGGCCUAGGUAAGCUUAACUGGCCUCCAGUAUCCAACAAUGUGAUGCUGUAUUCACUUGGUUCACAAUAACAUUAUGCAUCUCACACACACACACACACAGACUACAAGACUAAAAUAUUGGGAGAUUAUGGGGAACUAAAUCUCACAUAGCUGGAAAAAAAGAAGUUAGGGGAGACAUGGUCACCACAUACAAGAUCCUCAGAGGAAUUGAUAGGGUAGAUAAACACAAUUUAUUUAACACAGGGGAAACAGGUGG
This is a messenger RNA of Procambarus clarkii (red swamp crayfish), 1399 nucleotides long. RefSeq lists its product as uncharacterized. Gene Ontology annotation, molecular function: protein binding. Gene Ontology annotation, cellular component: endoplasmic reticulum membrane. The record is from RefSeq and is a predicted model, not a curated record. Gene Ontology annotation, biological process: ERAD pathway. NCBI's taxonomy places the organism in Eukaryota, Metazoa, Arthropoda, Malacostraca, Decapoda, Cambaridae.